AAUUGAAGUUCACCAAUCACCGUAUCAGUAGUGCCUGAAUGGAGGUGCCUUCGAAGCGGCCUAAUACAUUGCCCAGUGAGAUGUGUUUUGUGAACACAGGCCCACCUAUCCAAAUUUGAGCUCCAUGGGGUGUCCCAUUGAACUGAAUGACUAGGGGUAUAAGGCACAUAUGAGUAUGUUGAUUCCCAUUCCUAUAUUUAUUGCUUACGUCUCUAUCCCCGGCGGUAAACGUAAUGUAGUUGGUGUUGUUAUUAGACAUGUCCUACAGUUGCACCCACCCAUACAUGCAUUAUAAGUGAUUACCAUUGUGAAAGGGGUGAAAGGCAAUGUUGACUUAACUAUUAAAUUACCUUUGCGAUAAACAAGCGAUUUCAAUGCCUUUUCUCAAGCACAUUCAGGCUAUAUAUGCCAGUAAAGAAAAUACACAUUUACAGACAUAAAUGAGCCAGUCAAAAUUCACGGACGUGACAGAAUUGUCCCAAGUCUAACAAAAUACUAUAGCUGAUACAUUUCAAUAUAUUUAUGCCUACAUUUAAGUCUUAAUAGUAUUUUGUUUACAUCGACAUAUUUAUAAUGCAGCCUAUGUUCCUUUUGAUGAUUUGCAGUAGGCCAUGGUCAAGGAAGCAGUUUUGAUGCUUGGAGUUUGAAAAUUACAAAAUUGGUCUGUAAUGGACUGACUGAAAGAUCAAACAUUUGCUUCAGAACAUGACCGGGACAUACUUUUUGGUGGGCAAGGCAAAUACUCGAAUGAGUUCAAGACGACCUAUCCGAAGUUCAUAAAAGGGAUUAUUGCAUCUAGGCAGCGUUCGAUGCUUCUGGCUUUUCCUCUGGAUUUGGGAUUUAUUGCUUCUCGACAGAAUGGAAAGCCGGGAUUUCGCUCCUCCACACCACCUCUUGACAGAGCGGGGCGCGUUGGUUCACCACGCCUCCUCUCGGAUAGCUUCUGGCGGCCGAGGCACCGUGCAGCACCCCGCUCACUUCCAGCCUGGAAAAUACUUUUCCUCUCACAUCGCCAGGGCACCACAUUCAGGUGCGUCGUUCAUGGGCUCGUUUCUGGCCAGCAGUUUGGGCUCUCCCCCGUCUCACCCUGCCUCCCCUUCCUCCCCCUCCUACAGGGGAGGACCUCACUCCAACCCCCCCUCCAUCUGGUUCCCCCACUCACAUGAAGGGUAUCCCCGGUAUUCAGGAGGUCUGAGUUCCCCCUUUCUUCCCAUGAGCCCCUUGGAUCACCAUAGCAACAGCAACGUUCUCUACGGACAGCACCGCUUCUACGACACUCAGAAAGAUCAUUUCUACUUGCGAAGCCUGCCGUCCCAGUCCCCUCUUCUCUCAACCAAUCACAGCCUUCUGCCAUUGUCUAGGACUGCCCCCGGACAUCCUCUGGGGUCCUGCAGCAGAGAAACAGACUCUGGGGGAGGAAGAGGUGGAGGGGGUCUCCAAAAGAGCUCCAAGGAACUGGGGAUGGUGGAAAAGAGUGUGUCGAAAGAGAGAUCCAGCAGCAAAGAGAGACACCAGGAGAGCAAAGAGAGACAUCAUCAUCACCACCAACAUCAGCCUCAUCCGUUCUCUCAACCCCACUCCCUCCCCACUCACUUGAGUGAGGAGGACCACCGACACAAAACCCCCAACCUGCCCACGGAAUACAGGGACGACCCCGCAAACCAGGGCUCCAAACACAACUGUGCUCAACUUAGUAAACUAUCCAAUGGAGACUCUGUGUCCAAGGACGGGUCCCUGAACAGCUGUGGGAGUGGAGGGGGUAGCAGACCUCAGGGGAGUGGUAGUGGGGGGGUGAGGCGAUGCUCCAAUGAAGGGGGGGUGAGCGGGGAGAUGAGGAUAAGCGAAACUCUCCCCUCCUCCUCGUCAGACUGUCUGCGUCGAGCAGCCAUGAUGGGACCCCACAACCCCAAUGCCAUGGCUUCUUACUCCAUGCCCCCACCCCCUCCUCCACCCCUACACAUGGGCCCUGCUGUGGGAGGGGGCUGGCUGCACCACCCUCAUCACCCCCAUCACCAUCACCCUGAGUUCUACUGCCCCCCUGCCCCCACCCCACUCACCCUCACCCAUCCUAAAGACGGAAAGGAGGUAAAAGUCUCUGGCCCAACGUACAUCCCCUCAGUCGGGCCUUUAGUGGACAUGGGGUCCCCUGACUGCCAUGGUGCUGGAGGAGGAGGAGGAGGAGGAGAUAAGGAUGAAAAAGGGGCAGAGAACAGCGGAGGAGGAGGAGGAAGAGGAUCUUGUGAAAGUCUUCCUUCUCCUCUUCAUCCUCAUCCUGAUCGUCCUCAGUCUAGUAGCUGCCAGAGGAAGCCGUCGUCCCAGACGCAGCAGCCACAGCCACAGCAGCAGCUGGGCUACUGCAAGGCAGACAAGCCCCCAGACUGGAACCAGAACCACAACUACAACCAACACCACAGCCAGAAUACCCAGCCCAACUCCCAGCCUCAGCCCCAUAACCCUAACCACCAGUCUGGGCCUCGCUCUUGCAGCCUAGAGGCCUCUUCCACCAGGGGAAACCUAGAGGUCCUAGAGGUCUACCGGGCCUCCCUGCCUCUGGAAGCCCAGAGUGCUCACCCCAAGACUGGGCCCUACGCCAGCACCCCGCCCUUCCGGGACUGUUCACACUCAGGUCCUCCUGAUGGAAAGGGGGGGUUGGGGGGGAGUGGAGGUGCCCAGAGAGAGGGACAGAAGGUUGCUAGGAUACUGCACCAGCGGCACAGUAGUCAUGGAAGCGGGUCGGGUUCUGAUGGAUCAGGGACUGAGAGGGGGAGAGAGGGGGGGAAGCAGAAUCGGAAUCAGAAGAGUGAGGGUGUUGUCAUGGGGUACGGGGGUCAAACUCCCUCCACGCUGCACCCCUGGGGGAUACCGAGGGGUCCCCAAGAGGACGAGAGGAGGAUCUCCCCAUACUCAGAGUCCUACCCAGAUAACAAGACUCAAAACCACCACGAUCAACAGCACUGUAAGACAGCUCCUCAUCCCUCUCACCCUCACCCCUCCUCCCGCUCCUCCCCCCACCCAGAAGGAGAGAGCAGUGCCAUGAAGAACCUGAUGAACUACAGUUCCCAGCAGCCUUUGCUGCUCUCCCAGAGGAGUCUCUUCGGGGGGCUGGGCUGCCUGAAGCAGGGGGGCGAGAGGGGCGAGAAGGGGGGCAGAUCCAGCACCCCUCAGGACCACCCCAAACAGCCCCUACCCCCCAGGAGAGGGUCCACCAGCGAGGGGGAGAGGAUGGAUGGAGGGGGGAGAGGUAGAAGGGAGGCGGGGGAGACACACGGGGAGGGGGAGGUCCGACAGCCCCCUGUGGGUAUAGCUGUGGCGGUCGCCCGGCAGAGAGAGCCCCCCCAACACCCCUCAGACACCCACCCAGGACACAGCCGACAGGGCAGGGUUCUGCCCAGUGUCAAAGGUGUGUCUCGGUCUGUGUACCCGCUGGUCCGGGAGGCAGAAGAGAGAAAGAGGAUGACCGAGGAGCAGCUGAGCCUUCAUCACCUCGACCGAGACAGAGAACUCCUCAUCAGGGAAAACCAGGAGAGAGGGGAGUUUGCCAGGAUCCACCCAUCCAGCAGUUGCCAUGGUGACCUGACAUCUCACCUUCUGGUGCCUGGCGGGGCCAGCCAAUUAGGUGGAGACCCUUCUGCUCACGCCCACCACCAUUGGAUGCAGCGGACUGGAAGUCCCUCCCUCUGGAUGGGCCAUUCAUAUGGUCUGAGCCAUGCUGCGCUGCACCAGAGUAUGGGCCCAGGGUUCGGCCCUGGCCUGCCUCUGUCCCAGGACCCCUCUGGCUCCCUGGUGGUCCUGCCCUCUGAGCCUGCACACCACCACCUGGAUGUGAUGGAGCAGUCAGCUCUGUGGCCCUCGGUCUAUGGAGCCCGAGGCCCGUCCCCCCACAUGCAGCAUCACGCUGUUUACUCCCGUUCUCCGUUCCUACGACAACAGGAGCUCUAUGCCCUGCAGCACCACCACCACCAACAACAACACAGGGCCAUGGAGCACAUGCACCGACAACACACACUCUCACAGAGGAAGGCAGAGGAAACUACUAUCACCAUUGAUGACCGUCCUCUCCACGAGACCUCGAGAACCUCCCGUGCUGCUAAGCUCUUCUCCCACACCCCUCCCUCCAAGACUACCCCUCCUUCACAGGGGGUGUGUCCUAGCAGCCACCAAUCACCCUGCUGCCACUCCCCUUCCAGGAGACCACACCCACAGAACCUUCUAAACCCCGCCCCCAGCCCUGCGGCUGCAGCUCCAAGAUCCCCAGCUCUAAGCCCCGCCCCCUCACACCUGUUAAAAGUAGUGGAGAGAGGGGAAAGAGGAGAGGGGCAGCUGCCUCAGGAGUACACACAAUCCUUAGAGCCAGAUCUUCCACCAGGUUACACCUAUCAAGAAAUCACCAUGCGUUACAAGGCUGGUCCUUCCCUAGAGGACGCUCGAUUUGCUGAACAUGCUGAUCUGGAGGUGGAGCCAGCUGAACCCUGCCCUAAGCUCCGCCCACACACCACAGGGAUUGUGGAGAAUGAGGAUGCGGAAAAAGAGAAGGAGAAUGGCUGCACAGUUGUAGAAUCUAGUGGAGUUGUAGAAAGGGAACGAGAAGGAGCAGAGGUGGAUGGGCAAUCAGUAUCUGAGCCCCCACUAUUUGGAGUGAAGACCCCUGAAAUGGUGUCUUGUCCUGCCCAAGUUUCAAACUCAUCCUCAGACCCAUCCCCAGCCACAAUUCCAGCUCCAGCCCCAGUCUCUGCUUCUGAGGAUGCCCAGAAAGUAGAGGUCUUUGUGGGCAGCCUGGCUCAGCCAGCUAACUUGAAAGACUCACAACCAGCAGAGGAGAAGAAAGAGGAGAAGGAGGAAAGUUCAGUAGAGUUGAAAAAUAACCACAUACCAGAUUGUACUGUUUCCCUGGAGCUAACUAUACAUGGGGAGGAGGAGAGAGAGAGAGGUGAGGAGGAGAAGGAGGUAGAGGAGAAGGAGGAGAGAGAGAGGUGUAAGGAGGAGAAGGUAGAGAAGGAGGAGAGAGAGAAGAGUAAGGAGGAGGAGGUAGAGGAGAAGGAGGAGAGAGAGAAGAGUAAGGAGGAGGAGGUAGAGGAGAAAGAGGAGAGAGAGAAGAGUAAGGAGGAGGAGGUAGAGGAGAAAGAGGAGAGAGAGAGGAGUAAGGAGGAGGAGAACAUAGAGGAGAAGGAGGAGAGAGAGAAGAGUAAGGAGGAGGAGGUAGAGGAGAAAGAGGAGAGAGAGAGGAGUAAGGAGGAGGAGAACAUAGAGGAGAAGGAGGAGAGAGAGAAGAGUAAGGAGGAGGAGGUAGAGGAGAAAGAGGAGAGAGAGAGGAGUAAGGAGGAGGAGAACAUAGAGGAGAAGGAGGAGAGAGAGAAGAGUAAGGAGGAGGAGGUAGAGGAGAAAGAGGAGCGAGAGAUGAGUAAGGAGGAGGAGAACAUAGAGGAGAAGGAAGGGGGUAGGAGGAGUCAGAGUGAAGCCUCUGUGGAGUUACUAAGCAGCCCCCAGAAUUCUCCAACCGCAACCCCAGCCCCAACCCCAACCCCAGCCCCAACCCCAACCCCAGCCCCAGCCCCAACCCCAACCCCAACCCCAGCCCCAGCCCCAACUCCAGCACCGUCCUCUACCCUCAGUGAUGAUCCCUGCAUCUGGAGUCUGGAGCUUCUCAUUGCUGCGGCGCUGUGUGCCACCCGGGAUGACCGCUACCCCGCUAUGCUCCCCUCCACCACACCACUGCCUGCCCCACGCCCACUCCCACACCGAGGCAUGGAGAUACUGGGAGAGUUGGCUGAUCUGGGGAUACUGCAGAGGAACAGGGAGAAGGAGAGAGAGACAGGAGGAGAGGACGUUUUGAUCUUUGACCUUAGUAGCCUGGCGACCCUGGCUGCGGCUCGCAGUCUGGAGCUUGGGGGAGGAGCUCCAGGGAGGGGGGAGGGGAAGCACUGUCCCGUCAGGAGGACCUUCAACCUGCGGCGGAAAUGCAGCUGGACGCCUCGCCACGAGCCGAUGUGUCCGGUGAAGGGUGUCAUGGAGACGGUGGAUGGAGCGGAGCUAGCGAUACGAGUCCAGCUAGCGGAGAUCCAGAGACGUUACAAAGAGAAACAGAGAGAACUGACAAAGCUGCAGAGAAAACAUGACCGCCAGAAAGCAGAGACCUCUCACAGCCCUGCUCGCAGAGGGCCCGGUCGCCCCAGGAAACGCAAGUCUAUCUCCAGUCCCAGCGCCUCAGACGGCCCCAAGAGACUCAGGGCGGAGAAUUAUGAAUCAGAAGGGGGCGGAGAGAAGCGGAGGAAGACGAUGACUAAUCAUGGCUUCCUCACAAGGAGGAGAGGUCGUCCCAGCCUGAGCUCCCGACUAGCACGGAGGGUGACCCAGCUGAAGCAGAAGGUUGUGGCCCAGAGAGGUACACCGUCAGGGAGCAUGCACUGCCGCAGACGGGACCCUAGAUCUGGAGCCCAUGCAAACUGCAGAGGGAGUGCCACAGCAGCCGAUACAUCCAGUAACCAGCAAGACUGGGUGCCCAAUCAGGGGGUGAGGAGAAGGAGAGGUCGACCAAGGGUCAAACUGGGCGGACCUUCUACCAGAGUCCUCCGCAGAGGAGGUGUGGCCUCUGUGAAGCAGGAAAUGAACGAGGGGAAGAGCAACAGCGAGUGCUCAGGCCAGGAGGAGGAAGAGGAGAGGCGCUAUGACAGCGACGAAGGACUCAAUGACGUAAAUACAACGAUACCAUCCUUCAAAGACAUGACAACAAACUCUGCUGCGACUGGCCCAGCCGGUAAGCUUCAAGCCAUUCAGAAAGCCAGGAGCAAGGAGGAGAGGCAAGGUGAUGAUGUGAGCAUGCCCAGUGUGGCACUGAGGAGGAGAGGAGCCCCCUGCAGGCCGGGCCCUGCUACUGCAGAUGGGAGAUGCCCAGAGCUCCAGGAGCCACAAGGGGCUAGGAGAGAACCUGUACCUAGCUGGAGGGUCUCGUUAGUGGGCAACAGCUUCCAGGACAGCAGGGGGGUCCAGGGACCAGUGGCGGAGGCCAAGAGGAAGAUCUCGGGACAACAAAGCUUUCUGGGAAAGAGGAGAGGCUGCUGGCUGGAGAAUGAAACCCAGAGAGAGGACACCACCAGGGGAAGGAGGAGCAGGAAGAAGCAGGCUAAGGGGCGUGCAGUGAGCCGGCUUCUGGAGAGCUUUGCGGCUGAUGAAGGAUUCCGAUUGGACGAGGAGAGCAGCUUCUCUGAGGGGGAGGAGGAAGACAUGGAGCAUACACCUCACACACACAGAGAACCAGCAGUACUUAACUGUGUGCUGAGCAGGGAAAUGCUGGUGGAUGGUCUGAAGGUGUUGAUAUCUAAGGAGGAUGAGCUGCUGUAUGCUGCCCGACUACACACUCUGGACCUGCCUGACAUAUUCCGUGUAGUGAUCGAGGGGGAGAGAGGGAACAGGCCUAGAAUCUACUCUCUAGAACAGAUAUUACAAGAAGCGGUGUUGGAAGUGCGGCCACAGACAGAGGCCAUCCUGACUGCUGGGACACGUGUGUGUGCCUACUGGAGCGAACGCUCCCGUUGUCUCUACCCUGGAAACGUCCACAGAGGGGUUCCGGGCGAGGAGGAGAAGGGCAGUGUGAUGGUGGAGUUUGAUGAUGGAGACAGAGGAAGGAUUUCCCUACCCAACAUACGCCUGCUGCCCAAUGGGUACCAGAUACACUGUGCGGAGCCUUCUCUAGCCUUGCUCUCAACUGGACGUUGUGGUCGCAGAAGCUCCACCCAGGACAGUAGAGACAAGCCCACAGAGAGACCAAACAAUGAAGAGGCAGAAGGAAGGAGCCAGGAGAGGAGACCAGUUGGACGACCAAAGAAGGUCAAGCCAGAGGCCAAUAGUUCAGCCACGACAUCGUCAGAGAGAGUAACCGGGGGCAACACUUCCUCGAUAAGCUGGCCAGCGAAGAGACUUCCAGCGGACUUCUUCCUGUUUAACGGGACGUCCCGUAAAACCCACCGAGUGGGUCGCAAGCGAGACCUGGGGGUGUUCCACCGCCCAGCCACACACCCCCUCACCCCUCCCACACCCCUCAAGGGCAUCUUUAGUUCCCCCUUUGAGGUUGACUCUUUCAGUAGCAUCGCCAACAGUUACGCUGGAGCCUUCAGAAGCGGAACCCACCGGCCUGUUACCUCGGUAACGCCCCUGGUGCUAAGUGACUCUGUCGCCAUGACAACGGCACCCUCCAACAGGAAGUCGAGUGACAGGUACAGAAAACAGUUCCUGGUGAAGCUGGACCACGAGGGCGUGACCUCGCCCAAAACAAAGAAUGGGAAAGCUCUACUGCGUUUGGGGGGCGGCAGGGGGCAAAAGGGUCCAUCUGCAGGGGCGGAGGGGGCACCUCUCAGGUACAUCCACCCUGCCCUGGUGGUGAAGGAGGGGGCACCUCUCAGGUAUAUCCACCCUGCCCUGGUGGUGAAAGACAGAAAUAAAGGAGAAAGAAGAGGAGAGAGUGGAAUGUCCAAGUCUGAGCUGCUCCUGAAGGGGGCACCAGCCCUCAGAAAGGGGCUCCCCUCGUCUGGUUUAGCGGGUCUGGGGGGAGAGUUUGGUACUCUGGACUGCCCCAGUGACUGCCCUAGCUCUUACUCUGAGCUGGAUGAAGAUGAUGAUGAUGAUGAUGAUGAUGAUGAUGAUGAUGAUGAUGAUGAUGAUGAUGAUGGAGAUGAAGACGUAGCUCGGAGGAGAGCAGCAGCUGCGGGCGCAGGACGUUUCCUCUCACGUCUCUCUGUUUGCUCCUCGUCCUCUUCCUCUUCCUCCUCUUCUGGCUCCCUCUCUUCUUCCUCUCUCUGUUCUUCCGACUCCUCCUACUCCUCUGACGAAGAAGAAUCUUCAUCCCUCCUUCUCCGCCGAGCGCUGCUCCAGCAGCAGAAACACAAACACAAACAGAGCUUGACGUCUAACACCUUAACCCCUGACCCCACCACAAAGCCCAACCCAAGCCCCGCCUCGGCAACACCACACUCCUACGUUGCAAAGGCAGCCAUGUCCGUCACCGGGGAGUCAAAGGUGAGAGGAAGUGAUAGAGGAGAGGACAGGAAGGAGUACACAUCAAAGGGGAGGACCAAUAGUAGCAGCAGCGCAUCCAAAAGCCAAACCAAGAGGAGAGGUGGACCCGCCUCCAACACACACACUCUGUCUCUCAACACACACACUCCGACCCCCAACACACACAACCCGGCCUGCCAGCCCAAACCUCCCAAGGACCACCCAGCAGAAAAGAGGCAGAGGAUGUUGUCACCGAUCUGCCAUCCUAAUAUGUCCGCCCUCCUGCCGGGUCGCCAGCUGUGGAAGUGGUCUGGAAAUCCCACACAGAGGCGGGGUCUGAAGGGUAAGGCCCGUAAGUUGUUCUACAAGGCGAUUGUGCGUGGUGGUGAGACAAUGCAUGUGGGGGACUGUGCUGUGUUCCUGUCCCCCGGUCGGCCCCAGCUGCCCUACGUGGGGCGGGUGGAGAGCCUCUGGGAGUCCUGGUCCUCCAGCAUGGUGGUCAGGGUCAAGUGGUUCUACCAUCCCGAGGAGACAAGCCUGGGGAAGAGGCACCAUGACGGAAAGCAUGCUUUGUACCAGUCGAGCCAUGAGGAUGAGAACGAUGUCCAGACCAUCUCCCACCGCUGCCAGGUGCUCAGUCGCACCGAUUACGAGCACUUGAUUUGCCGACGAAAGCCAGGGGGUGGGGCCCAGGAUCUGUUUUACCUGGCAGGGACCUACGAGCCAACCACAGGCCAGCUGGUUAGCGCCGAGGGCGUGGCCAUCGUCCCCUAGCAACAACUAUGGAGUGUAAACAAAACAAAGCCUUAAAGAUGACAGCCUCAUCUCUCCAGGAUGAAUCCAGCUACUGGUGCUGGUGUCAGUGAAGCAUGGUUCUGUCCAAAUCCAGAAGAGUUUGGAAACGAGGACCUUCCUUGGUUCUACUUCCUACUGGUUCUGGAUCUUGGUUCUGGGUCCUAACUGGGUGUGGACGAUCCCAAACGCAAAAGGGAUAACGGCACUUUGGACCGCAGCACUGAAGUCAUCUGAUCUAAUGUGAUCUGAAGAGGGACUACAGUACUCUACUGACCUUCUGAAACAGACAGACAGUGUCCUCGCUACGUCUUGUCUCCAAGAGUUGUUUUACUGUCUGUCAUAGAGUCAAAAACUGUCAUAGACUGACUCUCAGGCAGUUUGUCAGACUGUCAUAGACUUACUCUCAGGCAGUUUGUCAGAGAGACUCCUGUGACUCUUACUAGGUUGUUGCUGUAAGUGAGAAUGUGAUGUGUUCACUUGUCAGUCUAGAGACCUGGUUAAAUAAGGGUUAUAUAGAAGACAUAAAAUAGAGACAGAGAGAGAGAGAGAGAGAGAGAGAGAGAGAGAGAGAGAGAGAGAGAGAGAGAGAGAGAGAGAGAGAGAGAGAGAGAGAGAGAGAGAGAGAACGAGAGAGAGAACGAGAGAGAGAACGAGAGAGAGAACGAGAGAGAGAACGAGAGAGAGAACGAGAGAGAGAACGAGAGAGAGAACGAGAGAGAGAACGAGAGAGAGAACGAGAGAGAGAACGAGAGAGAACGAGAGAGAACGAGAGAGAACGAGAGAGAACGAGAGCGCACGAGAGCGCACGAGAGCGCACGAGAGCGCGACUACACUGGCGGCUACACUGCUCUGAUGAUAAAUGAAUGACGGCAGGAUUGAGAAAUCCCAAAAGGACCAAUAACACUGUAGUUCUGAAGUGUGUGUGUGAGAGAGAGUAUGUGCUGAGUGGUUGUAAUUGAUGCAUUUGGUACUUGAACAGCUGAGAGUAAAUAGUGCUUUAGUGCGUUUGCGUGUGUGUUUGCGUGUGUGUGUUUGCGUGUGUGUGUGUGUGUGUGUGUGUGUGUGUGCGUGCGUGUGUGCGUGCGUUGGUCUCUAGUCUAGACCUCACCAUGGAAACCCUAGUCUUUAACACUCAAAAAGUAAACCUACUAAACCUAAAUCUAUGAAUAUUCACAUAUCAAUGGAUUUACUAACCGCUUCUUCUCUAGACAGAAAAUAAGUCAAAAAGGAAUGAUUAUUUCUACAGUCAAGCCAUACACUUCAAUACCUCUCAUAUCCUCCUAUUCAGGUACAGCUGAAUAAUUUGUCUAUUUCUGUGUGUUGUACAGUAUUAUGUAUAAAGACUUUAAUAUUCAACUGGACAUAGUAUACAUAUAUAAUAUACAUGAAGAGAGAACUAUAUUCCUCUUUGUUGCUCUUUACGUUGUUAUUUUUUCAAUGACUGUUGAAUAGUUAUUUUGGCUUAGGGGGAGGAGCUUUUAGACUUCUUCUCUUCCUGCACUGAGUACGUUGUGGAGAUGGGAUGGGGUCCAUGAGGGGUAAAGCUGUAAAUAUGCGACAGGUGAUGGGUUCAAGUCCCAUUUUGGUGGUUAGGGUGGAUUUAGUGACGGGGGAUGUUUUUAUAAGAAAAGUGGAAAAUGAUUUUUUUGUUCACAUCAUCAUUGGUCUGGUUUUGUAUAAUGUUCUUCUAGGUUUAUUGUCUAUUAUAAUGUUGCUUAUUCUCCUGUGGGGGUUUCAAAUCUAGAUUUCUUUGUUUUUAGAAAUACUGGAAAGAGUUUUUUCUAUUCGGCGAUCCUUAAAGGUCCAGACUAGAGAGUGCUAGAUGUUCUAUAUCUAUAUGUUCCUAGAGGAAAUCUAUGUAGCUAUUUAUCUGGCCUAAAAAAAAAUACUAAACCAAAGCGCAUCUAUGUUUCGUUUCAUCACAUUAGAAUGCAAUAUGAAGAAAUAUAAAAAUAUUCAAUAAAAUCUGAAUUCGGGGAUCCCUGCAAUCGUAUUCAAGUAGUACACCUGGGUUCCCCUCUUACCUGUUGGCAUAGGACAUGGCUUAACAUUCACCACAAUGUUGCCAUGGGAACACAGCAACUUUAUCUUCCUGCACGUAGCUUGGCUGUUGCACUUGAAGGCUCCAUGACAACCAUAUGACAUCGCAUGACUGUGAAGGACAAUCAGAGCCAAUCAAAAGAGGGGAAUGUCUAAAAAAAUGAUUAAGGAUCCAAUCAAAAUUGUGCUUAAUCUUGUCACUUUUCUUCCUGCUUUGCCAAAAAUGUGUCUUUUUGUUUUUAUUUUUAUUUCACCUUCCACCCUUUCCUGCCAGUUAUACAUGCCUGGGAUGAUUGUGUUUCAGUGUUGGGGUUUUCACAAGGAGAACAUUAAUGUCUUUUCAAAUGAGACAUACAUGAACUGACUUUUUUAAACAACAUUGUUGCUGUAACACUAUGACGCAAAAGCUUAAAAUAAAUCUAAUGUGAACAUCCAUGUUAUAUUACUUUUUGUAGGUCUUUAAACAAUAUUUUAAAAGCUGUAUUUUCUUAAAAAAACACUGGAUUCAGUUCUAAGCAUCCCAUUGGGUGAAGUGAUAUCAUCUUUGCGCAACCUGUUUUGAGACCAACUGGAAACGACUUACUUUGUAGGGUUGAUAUAUAGUUUGUGACAAUUGUCUGUCAUUGUUGGAAAUAUGACUAAAAUAUUUCCCCUGUGUAAAAAACAAAAUUAUUUAUCUUAAUUUGAUUGCCUUUCUGUUGCAUUUCAUUAAUUAAAAAAUGCUCAAAAUGAUCAAA
Molecule: messenger RNA, 12557 nt
Organism: Salvelinus fontinalis (brook trout)
Lineage: Eukaryota; Metazoa; Chordata; Actinopteri; Salmoniformes; Salmonidae
Product: BAH and coiled-coil domain-containing protein 1-like
Exons: 23
Coding region: 859-9759 (2966 amino acids)
Molecular function (GO): chromatin binding
Source: RefSeq, a predicted model, not a curated record